This is a messenger RNA of Rotaria sordida, 4960 nucleotides long. NCBI's taxonomy places the organism in Eukaryota, Metazoa, Rotifera, Eurotatoria, Philodinida, Philodinidae. The record is from the annotation of a GenBank genome assembly.
GAUGAAAUAAAUUAAAAUUUGAUUGAUUCAUAUAAGUAUAUAGGUAAAUGUAGAUAGAUGCAUAUGUGGUGUAGGUGUGCAGGACUGCCGGAAUUUAUUUAAAUUAGCAGACUGAUCUGGAUUUAUCUGUGAAUAUCACAUAAUACAUGUUGACUCUAUCAAAAGAGAGUUAUAAUUCAAAAGACUUAUUCCUGAUCAACAUCUAGAUUAUUGUUUAUCUUCUGUCUAUCAUUUUCAUUUAAUGAUAACAUAUCCCGUGGAGUCCUAGAAAAAAUAAAUCUGAAGAGCUGCUGAUGAGUGUCGUACGUAGAUAGAGAGUCGUCAUAGUCAUACCCAUUAAUGAUUGUUUUGAUUUUUCUAUUCUUUUAGCUUGAUCUAAAUUGAUACCAAAAGUGACAUUGAUCUUACAUCAUCACGUGCAUUUUCAUUCAUGUUCAUCAGAUUCAUUUCUUUCUUCGUUUCGUCAGAGUGUGUUAGCAGUUGUGCGCGUGUGUACACUUCUGUUAAUGAGAAAGAUUGACAAAAUCUGUCUGAAAGAAAGCAGAAAUUACAUUAACUACGCUAUUAACUAUAUUUAACGGGACCCCAUUUUCGGUACUUUUCAAGAACGGUUCACCAGAAAAUUUUGAAACGUUCAGGUCUGAUAGAUCUCGAUGAGUAGAGUAAAAGUUGUUAUAGAUUCAAAAUAUCCAAAUGUUUCCCUGGAGGAGAUAUUGGGAUUGCAAGGGCAAAAACGAUCCCUGUUAUCGCCCCGCUUUCUCGGCCACAGUACGUCCUACAGAGCUGAAAUUUUUUUUGACAGAUAAUAGAGACACUUUUAGGUACCUACUUUUUUUGGUUUCUUUCUAACUCGUUCUCUUCAUAUAAAAAACCCAAAGUAUUAAGAGCACCUUGAAAAACGCAUGUUUUUUAAUAGAGCUUUUUUCGUAAGGUCUGCAAAAUCUCAACAGCACACGAAUUUUUAAAACAAAAAAAAACUAGGCAUCCUAAAGUGUCUCUAGUAUCUGUGGAAAAAAUUUCAGCCUGAUUGGAUGUACUAUGCCCGAGAAACGGGAGUGAUUCUGAAGAUUUUUGCUGAAAGACCUAAUUUCUAGAUGACCACGAAAGAAAAAAGAAAUAUGUUAUACUACUACGCAAGGGCACUUGAAAGCAUAUGUGGAGCAGAAAAAUCAAAAAAUGGAAAAUUUUGGAAUUUUGCGUAUGAAAAGGCGGGGGUUGCGGGUGUGUGAAUGUAGGUUCGAUUGUUAUGUAUUAGAUGUAGCAGCCACACCCAAACCCACACACACCCUAUACUAUUAUCAUUACGAUUACGUUAUAAAUGGAGUAAGAUUAAUGGAACUUACGAGAGACCUAGGAGUGUAACUAUGAAUAGAGACGACAGGACACAAGGUUCUCUUGCUUCUAAAACGUUUACGUUUUUCAAUAGCAAAAUAGAAGAGAAGUACUUUCUCGGGAUGUGAAGCUACUGAAUCCAUAUGAGGAGAAACGUUCUCUCUCUUCCUACUUUCUAGAUCUUAGGAGAAUAGGUUUAUUUAUUUGGAAGAUCUGAUUAUGUAUUUAAAUAGAGUCACGUCAAGUGAUAAAAAAGGCCUUUAUUGUAAGACCUUUGCUAUUAGAUAGAGCUUAUCGAGACUAGACAAAGUAUAUAAUGGACCAUUUUCAUGGCAAUUUCUUCUCGAAGUAUGUCUAAUUUCAUUAAACUUUGAUCGAUAUCAAAAUGAGUCAUCAAAACUCGAAUUUGAAUUUGAAAUUUAGCCCACUUAAGUUUUGAUAUUGCUAAAGCCGGCCGAGAGUCUAAGUUAAAAUAAAUAUUUUAGCCUCGAUAUAUAAGUGUCUUUUCAAAUCAUAUGUGUUUUAGUUAGAACUCGGAAAUACUAUCUUUUCUCGAAUGUUAUAGAUCGAGGCUCAAGCAUACAUUUUGACAAAGACUCUGCGGAUUGUAGCAACAUUCACAACCUAGUCAGGAAAAUUGCGUAUUUUAAUUCCGAAAUUCAAGUUUUUGUGAUACAUUUUGGUAUCGAUUAAAAUUUAAAGAAAUUAUAUGCAUCUUGAGAAGAAAGUUCCUAGAAUAUGAUUCACUUUAGACUUUGUUUAAUCUCGAUAAAUUUUAUCUGAUAGCAAAAGUCUCACACUAAAAGCGUUUUAUUAUUUGGAAUGGUUUCCUACUGAUGUUAUCGAUUAAAAUCAGAAGUUUUCAAACAAUUUUAAUUUUGAUUUUGUUGCAGAAUAAUCGGAUCGAUAAUUUUGAUUAUGCCCAUAGGAUUUUGAAACUUCAAUCAUUGGGUGUGGGGGUGGGGGUGGAUCAUCUUUUCUUUCAUGCACCGACCCAGACCCACACAUACACCCUCGUUGUAAGAAAGAAGAAGCGACGUUAUUUUUUCAUUCCAUAUUGAUGUGCAUACAGUGAGUAUACGUAAUUUUUAUUUUAUCUUUCUCUCUCAAUAAAAAAAGUACUUUAUCAUAGUCGAAAUAUAAAUGAAAGUAAUUCGAUCGCAAAUAAAAAUUAUUUUUUUCGUGCGUUAACGAAAAAAAAAGACAACUAGUCCUUCUUGAAUGAAUCAUGAUUAUAUGUAAAAUUAGAUUGACUCUAAUGUCGUUGCCGUCGUUCUUUUUUUCUUUUUUUUUUAGUAUUCUCUUCAAGAAAAAUAAAUGAUAUUUGGAAAGAAAAAACGAUAAACUUGAAAACACGCAAGUAUUGAUUGCUUAUCCAUUUAAAAGUGAAAUUCGUAAUCGUAAUCAAUUAAUUUAUUUACCAGAAUUAGUUCAAAAUGAACAAAGUCUUCGUGUUGCUAUUCGUCAACAUCGUCCUCAUGUUAUUAUUGUUGGAAGUAAUUCUGUUGGAAGUGAAACACUUGAACUAUGGCGUUCAAUUAUGAGUUAUGAUAUUCAAUUAACAUUAAUUCGAAGAGGUUCAGCACUUUCUCGUAUUCAUGUUGAUCGUGCUCGACAACUAAAUAUAAAUGUAUUAAAUACAUUAAGUGUAAAUUCUCGAUUUGUUGCUGAAUAUAUAAUCGAACAUCUUCAUUUGCCAAAUGAUGGAACAUGUUCAACCAUUGGAAUUAUUGGAUCAGGUGCUAUUGGAAAGCGAAUUGCUUAUCGUUUAUAUAGAGCUAAACAUAAAGUUAUUGUUUAUAGUCCAUCAUUAACAAAUCCUGAUCAAACUAUUCAGUCAAAAAUUCGAAAACAUAAAGGUAAUGAUUUUCCUGAUAUCAAUAUUGCUAUGACACCUGAACAAGCUGUUAUCAAUGCUACACAUGUUAUACUUGCUAUUGAUGCUGAUAGAGUUACAAAUAUUGAAGAACAAUUAUCUAAAGAAUUUUUUCAAAUCAUACCAAAUGGAGCAAGACUUGUAUCUGUUACUGCAUUUUGUGUAUUUGCUCCAGGAGCUCUUGAUAGGCUUAUUGAACGUGUUCGACAAGGACAAAUUAGUGCUCGUUUAGAUUCACAUGCAUUUGAUUUAAGUACAAUUAAAGAUCUUCCAACACAAUUAGAGGCUGUAUCAGCUGCUCUGACUGUACCUGGAUGUGGUGAAGCUAUGGAUCAAGCUGCUCUUGUUGUUCUUGCCAAUAUUGUACUUGAACAAUCAUUUAAAUCAUCAUUACCAUUUUUAAUUGAUUCAUCUAGAAAAAAUGAAGAAAUUACUAUCAUCGGAGCAGGUAUUGUGGGUUUAGUAACUGCUUUCUUUCUUAGUGACAGCGGUUAUAGAGUCACUAUUAUUGAUGAACAUAACUAUCCUAAUCCAAAAGAUGAAUCUAAUCAAAAUGAAAUAUCUUGUCGUGGUACAACACUUGAUGGAUGUGAUGCGCGACAUGCAUCUAUAACAGAAACAAUGCCACAAGCAGUAUUUUAUAGAAUUGAUAGUUUAAGAAAAUAUCCAUUAGAUCAUGGAGGAUGGAAAAUAAUACCUGAUCAAUAUAAUAAUCAAGAACGAUUAUGGAUUGAUAGAUUUAGUGAACUUGCUGGUUAUCCAGAAUUAGUUGUGAAUUUAUUUCAUAAAUUUGUAUCAAAUAUAAAUAGACGUGGAAUUGCAUUAUGGGAAAAAAUAUUUGAAAUCUAUCCAAAAUUAGUUGAAGAUACAAUUAAAAAUCAUCGAACUUUUCGUGUAUGUUCAUCAUUAACUUCAUUAAAUGUUGUUUCAACAUUUCAAAAAAAAUAUCAUAAAAAUGAAGAUAAUCUUCAAAUGUUAUCACAUUCACAAAUUCUUGAAAAAAUACCUGGUCUUGUACUUCAAGAUGGUGAUGCUGGUGGAAUUGAAGUACCUGGUUUUACUAUUAGUCAUUUAAAACUUUGUCAAAAUAUGAUUGACUUUUUAGAAAAUAAUCCAAAUGUUAAAUUUAAAUGGUCAACUAAAGUUUGUUCAAUGGAUGAUAUAUCUUCUUCUAAAAUAAUUUUAGCUUCAAGUCUUAAUAAUUUGAAUUCUUCAUUGUUAGAUAAUGUAUUAUUAGCUGUUCAAGGUGUUUUCGGAUGUUGGACAAAGCUUUCGAAUAUUCAUUCAAUAAAAAAUGGAUUUAAAAUAACCGAAAAAGAACCAAUCGGUGUUAUAAAUGUGACACCAAGCUAUGAUGAACAACAUUUAUAUGUAACAGGUGCAUAUGCUUUUUGUGGCCAUCGUGGAAUUGUUCAAUCAACUUAUCUUACCCAAUUAAUUGAUUUAUUUUAUUCAACGAUACGAUGUUAUUUACCUGAUGAAAUCGAGGCAAGUGAACCAGAAAUUCUUCUACCAAGAUUUUGUAUUCGUCCAAUGACUCCAGAUGGAAUGCCAAUCAUUGCUCAAUUGACUGCUGAGAAUAAAAAGCAACAUAUUUAUUUUGUUGGUGGAACAAAUGCUGGAGGAUUUGUUCAAUCUCCAGUUUUAGCAACAAUUCUUUUGGAUUUAAUUCAAGAUUCAAUAAGUAAUACAAAUCUUUGUCAUGUUUAUAGAUCUUUACGUCUUGAUAGGAAUACAUUAUUAUUUAAUUAA